UCAAGAUGGCAGAGAGUGAUAUUCUUUUCAAAACAUUUGUUGUCCGAAAUGUUUUACCGAUUUGUGCCAUUAUAAUAGGGUUAUAUAUACUUAAAAGGAACAAGAAAAAAGUUAAUGGUAUAGUGUCAGCGUAUUUACUCAAUAGAUUUGUACCAUCUGCAAAUAAGGCAACAAAACGAGAAAAAGAGAAACUUUUUGCAGAAUUAUUUGAUCAACAACGCGGUAUUGACAGCGAUUUAAUGAUACUAGAAAUUGGUGCAGGAGGUGGAGCCAAUUUUGAGUUUUAUCCUCCAAAUAGCGCUAUUACUUGUUUAGACCCAAAUCGGUAUUUUAAUGAAUAUCUUUUGGAAAAUUCAAAGAAAUAUGGAGUGCAUGUGAAGUUUUUGAAAGGUUUUGCUGAAAAAAUGGAUGAUUUAGAAAGUGACAUAUUUGAUGCCGUCGUUUGCACUUUUGUACUUUGCACUGUUGAUACCACAAAGUCUUUACAGGAAGUAAGAAGAGUUCUGAAACCGGGUGGGAAAUUUUAUUUCUUGGAACAUGUUGCAGCAGAAAAAGGAUCAUUUUUAAGCUGUAUUCAGAGGCUUCUGAAUCCAGUUUGGAGGAGGAUUCUGGGUGGAUGUCAGAUUAUAAAGGAUUCAGGGGAAAGUGUGAAAAUGGCUGGAUUCAGUAAUACACAUAUCACACCAUUCAGUGGAAAGUUUCCUUUUGUGUUUGUUGUCAGACCUUUGUGUAUGGGUAUAGCAACAAAGUGAUCAUUUUUCUCAUGUAUGUUCAUGUCUAUAUGAGAUUUUUAUUAGCUGCUUUUAAUAUAUGUAUAUAUUCCUGAAAGAUGCAGAUUCAUAUGAAUACUUAAAAAGUUGCUUGUGUAAAUCACCUUAAUUAGUUUGUUUAAAAUACAUCCAUGCAUUUAAAAAGAUCUGUGAGUAUUUUUCUUCUUUCUUAUCAGGAACUAAACUCUCAGAAUAACCAAUCUGAAUGCAGUAAGCAAAGACCUGAUAUUAUUUAUAAUUUAUGAAACAAAUUUAUCAGCAAAGGAAGUUUGUUAAAAGUCUUUUAUUAUGUAAUUUCUUAACUAUAAACAUUAAUUAUGAGUCAUUCAUUCUCAUAUAUUUGUCAUUCAAUUCUCA
Messenger RNA from Saccostrea echinata, 1127 nucleotides. Its product is annotated as thiol S-methyltransferase TMT1B-like. Lineage: Eukaryota; Metazoa; Mollusca; Bivalvia; Ostreida; Ostreidae. The coding region runs from base 6 to 752 and encodes 248 amino acids. Gene Ontology annotation, molecular function: S-adenosylmethionine-dependent methyltransferase activity. The record is from RefSeq and is a predicted model, not a curated record. The transcript has 2 exons.